Molecule: messenger RNA, 2698 nt
Organism: Abrus precatorius (Indian licorice)
Lineage: Eukaryota; Viridiplantae; Streptophyta; Magnoliopsida; Fabales; Fabaceae
Exons: 2
Coding region: 292-2484 (730 amino acids)
Source: RefSeq, a predicted model, not a curated record
AUGAUUUUGUUUUGGCGCAUAUCCUAAGGGUUUCUUUUUCCCUCGGAGUGAAUGAACGUAAAAUUUCACUUUCCCUCUCAUUUUCGAAACAAUGUUGCUUUGGGGCGCCUUCGUCUUAGUUACAAGUUAGUCACUUAGUUCCAUUCUCACCCGCACUGCAAGUGAAAAUAUUGUGCAGCCGGUGGAAUGUGAAUUGAUACAUACAAUUGCAGAAGUUUCCCUUUCUGCGUUUUAGUGUGAGAUUGAGAGAAUUAAGGUGGCUGGAUUUUGAUUUGGAUUCUUUAUUAUUCCAUGGAUUGCAACAAGGAUGAGGCUGUGAGGGCUAGGCAAAUUGCUGAGAGUAGAAUGCAAAGGGGUGAAUUUGUGGAGGCACUCAAGUUUGCGACCAAGGCCAAAAGCCUCUAUGCUAACGUUGAAAACAUUGCUCAGAUCAUUGCGGUUUGUCAGGUUCACAAUGCUGCACACAACAAGCUCUUUGGCUCUGACAUGGACUGGUAUGCAAUUCUUCAGACUGAAGGGUUGGCUGAUGAAGCAACCGUGAAGAAACAAUAUAGGAAGCUUGCGCUUCUGCUUCAUCCUGAUAAGAAUAAAUUUGCUGGUGCAGAAGCUGCUUUCAAGUUGAUUGGGGAAGCCAAUGGGGUGUUGAGUGACCAAGUAAAGCGUUCUUUAUAUGACAUGAAGUUUAAAGCCUCUGUUAGAGUUGCUGCUCCUAAGACCCCACUCCAUCCCUCAAAUGAAAAUGUGUUUGCCACAAAAAAUCAUGGAAAUGCAACAAAUUAUCAGAAGGGUUUUUAUUCGAACCCUGCUUCUUCCAACCAGCAAUCUGAGCUGAGCACAUUCUGGACAUCUUGCCAACAUUGUAAUACUAAGUACCAGUACUACACACAUGUUGUAAAUGCAACUUUGCGCUGUCAGAAAUGUUUGAAAGCCUUUAAAGCUCAUGCUUUUAGUUUUGGAUAUCAGGGUGUCACCCUAGUAUAUACUACGGUGAAUAUCAAGAAAGAGCGUCCAACGCAUGGUCACCCAAAACCAGCCUGCAAUCCUGUAUCUAUCAAAAAAUGUGAUACUGGAGUUGGAGGUCUCUGUAAAGGUGAAGAGAGUAAAGAUGGCUGUGUUCCUGCUUCAAAAGCCAUGGAGUCACAAAGCUCUAAAAAUGUUGGCAGUAAGAGAGUAAGGCAGUCAGCACCAGAUGCAAGAGAAAGUUCAAAUGCUGGUAAGGGUGAUGACGUGAAAGAUGGCAAUGUUCGAGAAAAUGAUGUUGAUCCUUCAAGACUUAAUGUAAGGAGAUCUUCCAGGCAAAAGCAUCAUGUUUCAUAUAUGGAAACCUCUGAUGUUGACGAUUUUCAGGGUCCUUUGAAAAAACCACAACAAAGUGGAUCAUUUGAUGCCAAUGAAGUUGAGAAAGAGAACGUGCCUGCAGGUGGUGGGUCUUCCAGUAACAAUAAUCCAGCUGGUGCGAUUGAUCAGAGCACAGAGGUGAGGAACAAAGUAAGUAAUCCACAUGAAGAAACAUCUUCAUGUAACAAAAGCAAAGUCAAGCAAUCUCAUGCUCAAGGAGAGAAGGUAUCCGAGUCAGACUUUGAUCUUAGAACAUCAGAAGAGGAGAACUGCUCUCCAUUGAAUUCAAAUGUCUGCUCUAGUCCAGAGAUCAUUCAUUGUCCUGAUGCAGAUUUCAAUGAUUUUGAGAAGGACAAAGCUGAGGGUUGUUUUGCUGUUAACCAGUUGUGGGCAAUUUAUGAUACCGCUGAUGCGAUGCCAAGAUUUUAUGCUCUUGUCAAGAAAGUGACCUCCCCCUUCAAGUUGCAGAUUAAUUGGUUGGAACCUGACCCAGAUGACGAAUGUGAGAUUGAUUGGAAUGAUGCAGAUUUGCCUAUUGGUUGCGGUAAGUUCAAGCUUGGCGGUUCUCAGAAAACCACAGAUCGUUCUAUGUUCUCUCAUCAGAUGCAGUGCGUAAAAGGAAGUGGCAAACGUUCUUAUCUUGUAUAUCCUUGUAAGGGAGAAACAUGGGCAAUUUUCAGAGACUGGGAUAUCAAAUGGAGUUCUAAUCUAGAAAAUUAUUUGGGGCAUGACUUUCAAUAUGUGGAAAUCAUAUCAGAUUUUGCUGAGAAUGUUGGCAUUGAAGUUGCUUAUCUGCGCAAGGUGGAAGGGUUUGUUAGCCUCUUUCAGAAAAUGAAGAAUGGAGUGAACCUAUUCCGUGUUCAACCUAAUGAGCUAUAUAGGUUCUCGCAUCGAAUUCCUUCAUAUAAAAUGACUGGUAAUGAAAGGAAAGGUGUUCCAAGAGGAUCUUUUGAACUUGAUCCUGCUGCCCUGCAUACUAAUAUCUUUGAAGUUGGUGAUUCUGGUAAUGUGAAGAUGGUGAAUGGAACGUUCAACACUGUAGUGGAGCAGGGGGUGGCUAAUGAGUACUGGCGAGGUAAGAUUUCUCAAUCCUUGGAAGAUCAUCAAAGGGACAGUGAAAGAAUGGAUAAUGGUCGACAAACAUGAGAUAGCUAAUGAGGGGGUGAAAACACCUUAGACAUGAAGAAAUUCUUGGACAGCUGAUUUCCUCAUUUUGUGUUUUGAUUAACCUAGAAAUGCUUCCAACUCUGUAUACCUUUUGGUUUUGACACUGAUCUUGUGUGAUGUCUAUUGCGAUCCUUGAGUGUGUCUAAGCAUUGUACUCCCCCAUUUUUCUUUGAUAAGUUCGGUUUUUGUUUUU